GUCCGGAUUAGGAUGUACGCGAUUCCGCGAUUAUUGAUUUCAUGUUCAGCUCCCGCUCCGGGGGCCCUGCAUUUUCGAAGUGAUGAUAACCUCGUUGACUCCGCCCCUUGGGCUGUCCAGCACUGCGAUUUCUUGCGAGCAUACCGAGUCCAACCAACACUAACAGUUACUCCAUUUUGAAGUUUGAGAAAAACUACGCAGUAUACCGCUUCGCUUCGAACACCCACAAGCACUCACCCACCGGCGAUACCAUCAACACGCACAUCUCCACCCCUCAGCUCCCACCCCUCACCGCACCACACCACAUCACACCCCAUCCUUCUCCAACAAUGCCUCCCCACCAACAAGACCAACAACCACCAACAAUAACACCACCCCCCACCCUCCCCCACCCCCUCCUCCCUAGACAAGACUUCCUUUCCUACAACCAAAACGACAUCUCCUCCAUCUACGCCCUCAUCUCCUCCCUGUACGACCCAGCCCUCUACUCAGCAUACACCUACGACUACAACUCCGUCUACUCCUCCCUUUUAUCCGAAUUCGCAACCUUGUAUCCCUCGUAUAGUCUACCGACGGAUAUAAACGAGUUCCUAGCGACAGCGACGGCGACGGAUGGCGCGCCCUCGACAAGGAGGACGAGGGUUGAUGGAGGCCCGACGGCGACGGGGACGGGGGCUGCGUUGAGUAAUGUCAACAAUAACAACGGCAACGGCAAUAACAACGGCAGCAACGACAACAAUGGAAACGCAGCAGGUCUCUCCACGGGCGCAAAAAUCGGCAUCGGCGUCGGUGUGCCCCUAGCCGUGGGCCUCAUCGUCGGUAUCGCCGUAUUUCUCUGGUGCGCGCGGAAGCGCAAAGGGAGGAGCAAUGGCUUCGCGCAACCGGGACCGCAACAGGGGAAUUUCGUCGCUCAGGGUCAGCUCCCCCAGCAGCAGCAACAGCAGAUCUACGCGCCCGGGCCGCAAGGAUAUAUACAAGGCUAUCCGGCCUCGUCACCGCCGCAGCAGACGCCGCCGCCCAUGUACAUGGUACCGCAUGGACAGGAGCAGGGGCAGGUGCAGGCGCAGUAUGCGGCGUAUCCGAAAGAGAUGGUUCCUCAGGCUGUGGAGCUGGAGCAGGAGUACCAUUUUGCGAGACCCGGGGUUGUGGAGAUGGAUUCGGGGACGCCGGGGGAAGGGCAGCGGUAGCAGCCGGGAGGGAGAUGAAGGUCGUGAGGGCCUGUGUGUACGAGAGGUUCGUUACCUGGGAGAGGUAGGGCCCGCAUUUGGGAUGCUCGGGGCCGGAGAGAGAGGGCGCUAGUGGAGAGGGAAAAGAUAGAGGAGGAUAGGGGGCCGCGGGUGCAGGGAGGUUAGAUUGUAGAACACAGGAGCCAAGUUAAGCACCUUAUUGACUGGUUGCGGUUUUAUGUGGGAGGUACGAAAGCCGGUCUGCGAUGUUGAAUAUCCCAUGUGGCCUGAAAGAGCUUUAGGAAUCGAUAUAGAGACAUGCGCAAAUGGAUUGCAUAGAUGCGGAGCAGGAUAGCGCAUCUAGACCUCGAAACGACGAAACGGGAACAUUGCUUGUCAAAUGAUGGAUUAGUCUAGGCGAAUGCAAGCAUCAUAAACCGCUAGGAUCAUAUGCAAAGUAUAUAUAAGCAGCGAAGCCUUCUUUAAAUAAGAUCUAUGCCUCGUU
Molecule: messenger RNA, 1671 nt
Organism: Westerdykella ornata
Lineage: Eukaryota; Fungi; Ascomycota; Dothideomycetes; Pleosporales; Sporormiaceae
Exons: 1
Coding region: 330-1187 (285 amino acids)
Source: RefSeq, a predicted model, not a curated record